Molecule: messenger RNA, 1389 nt
Organism: Aspergillus saccharolyticus JOP 1030-1
Lineage: Eukaryota; Fungi; Ascomycota; Eurotiomycetes; Eurotiales; Aspergillaceae
Exons: 2
Coding region: 31-1389 (452 amino acids)
Biological process (GO): D-serine catabolic process
Molecular function (GO): D-serine ammonia-lyase activity
Source: RefSeq, a predicted model, not a curated record
CACUCAUCUCAUCCCGAGAAUCAGUCAAUCAUGGAUCUCACACCUUGCCCUGCCAGACCGCUUCCCUCGACCGAUGACCUCAAACAGUUCUAUGUUGGCAAGGAUGUGAACGAUGUGCCCAAACCGGCCGUCAUUCUGGAUGUGGCCAUCAUCAAACGACAUUGCCAGGCGAUGCUGAAGGCGGCCAAGGCGCUGGAUGUUGGACUUCGCGCUCACGUCAAGACCCAUAAAACCCUGCAAGCCACUCGCCUACAAGUGGGGGAGGAAAGCCGAGAGGUCAACCUAGUCAUUUCGACCGUCCUCGAGGGGGAAAUGCUCGUGCCCCUCCUGAAAGAGUUCCAGAGUGCAGGACGUUCCGUCAAUGUUCUCUAUGGCAUCCCCCUCGUGCCCUCACAGGUCACCCGUCUAGCCUCGGUCGCCCGCCGCCUGGGUGAGAAGAGCAUCUCCGUCAUGAUUGACCACCCAGAUCAGGUGGACCUACUGGAGGCCUUUCACCGAAUUACUGGAUUCGCCGCCUGUAUCUUUCUCAAGGUUGAUUCAGGGUACCACCGAGCCGGACUACCGCCCAACAUGCUGAAUAAACACGGGCUGCUUGAGAAGGUGGCCGCCGCGGAGAGGCAGGGCCACGCCUCGCUGCUGGGGCUGUAUUCCCACAACAGCUUGAGCUACUCGGGAACCACACCGGAGGAGUUAAUGGGCUAUCUGAACCAAGAAAUUUCCAGCUGCCAGGAAGCUCUGAAGCAAAAUCUCCACCUGCUCCCCACCGACAGGGAGUUAGUCAUUAGUGUUGGAGCGACACCGCAGGUGGUCUCCUCGCAGCACCUCCUGCAAGAUUCCCUCAGCGCUGGGGCAAAAGGUCUGAAGACACUGCUCCAAGAUCCGGGUCCCGAUCUCGCUGCAAAGGUCAAGGUGGAGUUGCAUGCGGGCGUGUACCCGUUUCUCGAUAUGCAGCAACUGGGAACCAACGUACACCGGACACAAGAUGCUGAGAGAGAGAUUGGCAUUUCCGUAGUCGCCGAGGUGUGCAGUGUGUACAAUGGUGGAGAGCGAUCGUGUCCUGAGGCCCUGGUGGCGGCAGGGUCCUUGGCUCUGGGCAGAGAGCCGUGUGCGUCGUAUUCCGGCUGGGGGGUCAUUAGUGCGUGGAGAAGGGAGUCGGGCUCUUCCCGACUGAUCGUGCAGCGUAUUAGUCAGGAGCAUGCGAUAAUCAGUUGGGACGACGAGAAUGAUAAAUCAGAGCUUCCACUCAGCAUUGGGCAAUCCGUGAGGAUCUUUCCCAACCAUGCGUGCGUGACGGGUGCUUUGUAUGGAUGGUAUCUGGUGGUGGAUUCCAGCCAAGAUGGCGAUGGGUCGACCGUAAUUGAUGUCUGGCCGAGAGUGACGGGCUGGUAG